CACUGUUCAUCGACUUUGUUUUAUCCUUUCUGUAUUUUCAUGAUUACCCUGAAUUACCUUCUGAACAUGCAGGAUCGCAUGCUUUGAAUUCCUGUUAAUGCAAAUUUGUGUAUAAAAGAUCUAUCGGAAGUAUGAAGGGUGGAUAAUGCAACAAUUUUGUAAGGUGAAUGAAAACCAAUUAAAAGAAAAUAAUGAAGCGAAACGGAAAGAAACUAUUUCAGGACAAAGAGCCAGAAUCUGGAAAAGAAAUCAUGCAUCGACCAAUCUUCCACCACGACUUAAAGACAAACAGCAGAGUUGUACAUUGCUCUUGCAGAUGGGUAUUUCAAUGGCAUUGCAGGUGGGGUUUUCCUUGCCAACGAAGAAGUGCAAACAAAAGACAUAACAGUAUCGCCAAUUUUCCUAAAACAGGACCGCUGGAUUAUAAAAAGAGAAAGAACGGAAAACAGAAAACCAAUAAGAUAGAAACACCAGAAAGAAAAGUAAUAAACACUGAGGAUAAAGUAACAGAAACUUUGGAAAUCGAGCGCAAGGAUAAAGCAACAGAAACGGAUGUGGUUGGUCAAACAAAGAACAAAAAGACAAAUACUAAUUGGAAAGUAAAUUUAAAAGACAAAUCUACAUCUUGUCAGUCCUUGGAAAAAGUGGAUCAGUCAACACAGUAUGAUGAUACACAUGUUAAUAGGCUGUUGCCCAGCCCACCAGUAGACCCUGCCAGAUCGGAUGAGAGACCAAGGAAAAGUGGAGAUCAAACAUCUGGGACAGAGAGCGAACAUUCUGAGGAAGAAGACGACGCCAAAGAAGACGGCGACAAUAGGGAAAGUCUAACUGGAGAAAGAUUACCAAAGCCUUUUCAUAGAAUAAACAUUUUCGGGAAAACGUUGAAGGAAAAUGUAGAAAAAGUUCCAGAAUUGCUUAAGCGCGGUUUGCGUGUCAUAAAAGGACCAAAUUAUGAUCAUGAGAAAUUGACAGCUGUUCCCGGGGACUACAUUGGAACGGUCAUCUGUGUAGAUUUUGAGGAAGAUUUACCGGAAGUUUGGGAGUACACGAAAGAACAAAUAACAAAAAUUGCUGUGUUUAGGAGAGGGAAAUCCGGGAAUGCUUUUGGGAAAGAGUAUGUAGAUAGAUUCAACAAACCUCAUUUGGUCACCAAUCAACUUAACACUUAUGUGGAAGUACAGUGGGACAAUGGACAAAGAGAGUUAUGUGCUAUUGGACCAUUGAAAUUUGAGCUGCUCGUAUACAAUACAAAUGAAAUUCAUGACAACUUCAUGUGCAAUGGAUGCAAUGAAGAGCCUAUAAUUGGUACACGAUGGACAUGCGUCACUUGUAAAUUUAGAAACCUUUGUACGUCAUGCUAUAUGGCCAAUAAAUAUAACAGAAACCAUGUCUUCCAGCGAAUAAUGAUGAAAGGUGGAAAAGGACCGGAAAUGCCUAGUCGAUCCAGCAGCACAGAUAUUGGUAAAAGACAUGAAGCAUACGGCGUAACCACAGGAAGUAGAGUAUCGUUUGUUAAUGAAAACAUGCAAGGAAAGGUUUUGGGGCCAUUGAAAGAGGCUGUCCACAGAUAUACAAUAAACGGAGUGAUUUAUCCAUUGCGAAACUUGGCUCCAAAUACAAGAGUAUCAGUAAUACAAGGAAUCAAAGUGAAGGAGCCUUGUCUUCCCCAUCUUAAUUCAGCUGCAGAACUGUAG
Messenger RNA from Saccostrea cuccullata (small rock oyster), 1694 nucleotides. RefSeq lists its product as uncharacterized. Lineage: Eukaryota; Metazoa; Mollusca; Bivalvia; Ostreida; Ostreidae. The transcript is spliced from 17 exons. Gene Ontology annotation, biological process: protein ubiquitination. Gene Ontology annotation, molecular function: zinc ion binding. The coding region runs from base 192 to 1694 and encodes 500 amino acids. Gene Ontology annotation, cellular component: cytoplasm. The record is from RefSeq and is a predicted model, not a curated record.